AUGGCUGAAAGAUUUGAUCCAAUAAAAACAAAUGAUAGUGAUACAUUAGAUUCCGAAAAGUCAAGUGAUAAUCAUAAUAAUUCACAAGUAACUAUCUCAAAACAAAACAAUGACAGUCAAAUCAAUGAUGAUUAUCCUGAUGAUGAUCCAGAUAGAGAAAGAGAAAGAAUACGGCGGAUCACAAACAGUAGAUAUUCUGCCACUGCAAAUUACAUAGCAUUAACUGAUGAUGAUCUUAGAGAUUCUGUUCCAAGGUACGAAGAGCCUAUAAGCAAUUUAACUUUAAAUAAUAAUACAAUCAGAUUUCAAGGGAACCGAGUUUCAAAACCAGAUAGUAUUUCAAGUUAA
Molecule: messenger RNA, 348 nt
Organism: Ascoidea rubescens DSM 1968
Lineage: Eukaryota; Fungi; Ascomycota; Saccharomycetes; Ascoideales; Ascoideaceae
Exons: 1
Coding region: 1-348 (115 amino acids)
Source: RefSeq, a predicted model, not a curated record